AUAUAUCUAUGUUGAGUACCUAUGGCGUUUUAUUAGUCCGUCCCUAUUUUAGGGGUUUUUAGACACAUUUGUCUUUGGUACUUCUUUUGCGUUAGUUUUGAACGAUGGAGCCCAUUGUGGUUUCGUCGUGUCCGCCACCUCAAUCGUUGGAUUCUCAGGAAUGUGCACUUCAGAAUGUUGACAUAGAGCGACUCUUUAUUGAAACUGAUGAGAUGACGGUAAUGAAGACUCUACAGAACAUGCAUUUGGCCAGCUACCACUUGGAUAACGAAAUAAAAUCUGUAAUGACUAAGGAAUUAGAGUCCAUAACUUUAUAUUCUAGUACAAUGUUAGGAAUGUGCAAGCUUGUUAGGCAAGCUCAAUCUGGUUUGAAUGAGUUGGCGGAACAAUGUCGCAAGAUUGGCAUUACAGCAACUCUCGAUUUGUUAGGUAGCGGUGAUACGUAUGAUAAAGAGUUGCAUGAUUUGAUAAAUCGGUGCACCGAGAUUGGUUGUAAUGACGGAACUGUAGAUUAUGUAUCAGACAGCAAGGGUACCGACCAGAUUGCUAUGCUUCUACGAAGCGUUCACGUGUUACAACGAAUUUCAAUGACUAACUUUGGAUUACUAAAGAGGGGGCGGUUGCUUAAAUCAUACCAGUUGCUUACAAAGGAUUACCCGCAGUUAAUUACAUUGGUGUCCCAUUUAGUUGAGAGAUUGGACGUAUCGGAUAAAUUGCGUCCGUCGGAGCCUGAUUCACAUGAUGAACCAUUUGAGAAUUCACACGUAUCCGUUGAUUAUCUUGCGUCAGUGUUAUCUGGUCGUGAGCGUAGUGUUAAUCGCAUUUAUCCUGAACACUUCCAUGACGUUUUAAAGGAGAUUCCAGCUGUUAUUAGAUAUAACAUCUCCAAGUUAAUGCGCAACUGCGAUUCUGCAUUCGGAAGUAGUAAGUUGUUAUUACUAGUAGAGGCAUCUUUAUGCUUAUUAAUGAACAGUGAGCGUUAUCGUUGUGACUACCGCCGUCUUUGGUGUAAGCGUGUAAAGGCUGUUAAAUUAGAGAACAGUCGUAUCGUUUUAGGCAGUCUAACCAGCACUGAAGACCUGUUGGCACAGCUUGUCACUUCCACUAUGUAUCGCAUUUUUUGCUUUGGGCUCAACACUAGUGCAUUAUCUAGGCUUUGGGAUAUGAUCGGUUUGGCUGUAACAGAUUCAACCUCUGAGGUUGAAUCAUCGCCUUCUGAUUACCCUGGAGCCUAUGUUGAGGAUGUAUACUGGUUGGAAUCUAUGGAAUUAUUGCGUCGUAGUUUUGAGCGUGUUGAUCUUGAAGAGAUGAUCAACUUCAGCAAUAGUCUUAAGAGCCGCGCAUCGCAUAUAUGUAAAGACCUCGGUACAAAUGAGUUUCUUGUAGCAGUUUAUAAUACCGUUGGCAUUAACAUGGAAGGAGCACUCUCCGAGGUUUCUAAGGCUAUAUCGGACCAUAUCCACCUAAGUUUCAUUGCCGUCAUAAAUGAGGUCUCUAAGGGUGUUAUUGGCGUUAUAGAGCGUCAUAUGAGCUCACGGGAAAUUUGUACAUCUCAAAUAAAGGCUCUUUCUAGAUUGGUUACAAUGGCUCCUGACGAGAUCGUAUUAUCAGUAAACGCCAAUAUGAAUGAAGUUUUGCAACGUAUAUGUGAGUCUAUGGAAUCAGAAGGACCUCCUGAAUCACGUGGAUGCGUUUUCGAUACCUACGGUGAGGAAGGAUGUGUAUUGACAUGGUUGCACACUACUGGUUUCAACAACAUCGUGUUCAAUAUCGAGUCCCUAUGGCCACAACUUGAUGCGGAAGCGACUUUAAUAUUGGAUGUAAUUGCACAAAAAUGUGUACUAGUGUCUGGGGAUAAAGACCAGGUAGUGUUGACGUUGAUGGGCAUUGCUGUAUUAAGUUCCCAUUAUACACUAUUAGGCGCUCGUAAAUUUUCACAAAGGCUUAAAAUAGCUGCACUGAGGCAUUUCUCAUCUAACAGUUUGGACCUUGAUACUCGAGAUAAGGCAAUUUUAAUAUUAUGUUAUCGUGAUUUCGUUCCUGCCCAUGUUGUGGAUUCUUUGUCUAAUACAUGCAACGAUAUAGCUAAGGAGCUAGGUGACGACUGCAUUGAGUCUUACCGUUCUGCGUACGAAUCAUUUCGCAACUUCGUGUAAGAUGCCUAAGAAGCAGGUUGUACGAAAGCGUGACGAUUACUGUCAGAUGAAGCCGCUUCGCGACUGCCUGAUACAAAAUGGUGAUGAUAUUAGUAAAUGUGUAAAGCAAGUUGAGUUAUUCGAGCGUACGUGUGACAACAACAAGCAAUAUUUUCAUUCGAGGGACGGUCUGGACGACUCCAGAUCUGGACUUUACUCUGGUAAACGCCAUUUAUAGGCAUUGUAUAAAAUAUUACACAUGUUAUACCAUAUACUUUCAUGUGGAUUAAUGGUAUACCCGUGUUGUGCCACGGAAAUGUUCACGGUUUGGAGAAAACUGUGAUGAGGAGUGCAUCACGACCGACAUAUAUCAGUAUUCUACUGUUAAUUUAACCUUUUAAAUGCAC
This is a messenger RNA of Babesia bovis T2Bo, 2542 nucleotides long. RefSeq lists its product as uncharacterized. The coding region runs from base 105 to 2156 and encodes 683 amino acids. NCBI's taxonomy places the organism in Eukaryota, Apicomplexa, Aconoidasida, Piroplasmida, Babesiidae. The record is from RefSeq and is a predicted model, not a curated record. The transcript has a single exon.